UAUCCACCGUUCGAUUAUUGAAAUCCCAUCUGAUUUUGAUGUUAUGAACCAUCAACGGUGGAAACAUGAAGAUGAAGCAAAGCAAAAGACUGGACCCCAUUAGAGAGACUGCUUGAUCUGCAUAAAACUCAGCCAUUGUCCGGACCAAAGGACAGACGUGGGAGAAGAGAGAGAAAAACAUGGAGAAAGCAAUGUGAGAGAAGAGAAAGACUAAAAAAAAGGUCAAUAUUUGAAAUUCAGACGCUCCAAUUCUUCAAUUCUACUUCACCAAAUUCCACGGAAUUCAAAACCCAGCUUUAAAACCUUCUCUUUCCAAUACCCAGAUCUCAAUUUUCCUCAGUUUGAUUAAGUUCACCUCAUUUAAUUCAUUUCCCCUGUUUUUAUUCUACAAGAGCACCUCCUCUUAUAAUCACUGUUAAAAUCGAGCUUUCCUUCGUCUUUAUUCGUAAUGCUUCAUGGUUAGUCACUCCUAUUUUUGGUUACUCAUUUGUUCUUAAAUUUUCUUUCUCUAAAUUCUCCAAAAUUUGAGGAAAUUUAUCUCAUUUUCCCCUUCGCUGAAAUCCUCUGCCUUGUGUUCUUUCAAACGCUGGAUUCUUGGUUUCUCUAUCUAGGAUUCUUCAAAUUUUGACAAAAAAUCAGAUCAUGGGAAUCCAAAAAGACGUAGUCAAAUUCAACGUAGGAGGCAGAAUCUUUCAAACGACAGCUACAACACUUGCAAACGCAGGCAGGGAUUCCUUUUUCGGUGCAUUAUUUGACGACAAUUGGAGCUUGUUACAACAACCAAACAAUCGCCCAGAAUUCUUCAUCGAUCGAAACCCCGACUGUUUCGCUGUCCUCCUUGAUCUUCUCCGCUCAGGCGAUCUCUACGUUCCUUCCAAUGUCCCCGAAAGGCUUCUUUACAAAGAAGCCAUGUUUUAUGGCUUAAUUGACCAUGUUCGUUCGGCUAAGUGGGGUCCAUUUGAUGGUAACAGGUUAAAGCUAUCUAAGUCAGUAACAGGGCGAGCCCCAGGCGAUGGAACCGCCAUCCGAGCUGGUCCUGAUGGCGGCUGCUGUGUAGCUCAUGGUAGCAUGGUUCAUGUUUUUGAUUGGAUGUUAGAAGAACACCCGCCAAUCAAUCUUGAUUACCAGAUAGUUAACGAUAUUGGUUGGGCCAACAAUGAGCAUGUUUUGAUAAGCGCUUGUGAAAGGUUAGGGAGAGGAGAUGGUGGGAUGGGGUUGUUCAGUUCAUCUACUGGAGAUUUGAGAUACAAGUUUAAUGUUGUUCAUGGUAAUCAAGUAAAGAGCUACACUGCUGGGGCUUUGAGUUUUAGUCCUGAUUAUAAGAUUUUUGCUAGUUGUAAAGGGAGGAGCAACGAGUAUGGGAUUGGAGUUUGGGACCAAGUUACUGGUAAACAAAUUGAUUUCUUUUAUGAGAGUCCUGGCUGGUCUCUUGGUGAUGCUGAUAAACUACAAUGGUUGGAUGGGAGUAAAUGUUUAUUAGUUGCUACAUUGUUUCCCAGAAAGGAUAACUGUUAUAUCAGUUUGCUUGAUUUUAGAGAGAAGAGAAUGGUUUGGUCUUGGUCUGAUAUUGGUGCCCCUUUAACUGUUGAUGAGAAGAGAGUGAGAGAUGCUAUUGCAAUGGAGGAAUGUAAUUCUGUUUGUGUGGUGAAUGAGUAUGGGGAUUUGGGGUUCAUAGAUUUGAGGGUCAGUGAAGGAAGUGUGAAGUGGAGUUCCAGAAGUAGGUUAAUGAAGGGGAAGAUGCCAGAUGAGCCUUGCUAUCCGAAAUUGGCAUUGCAUAACGGGCAGUUGUUUUCAUCAAUGAAUGAUUGCAUUUCUGUGUUCUGUGGUCCUGAUUGGGUGUUAACAUCUAGUCUUCGAAGAAGUUAUGGGGGUUCAAUUUGUGAUUUUUCCAUAGGUGGUGAUCGGCUCUUUGCACUUCACAGUGAGGAAAAUGUGUUUGAUAUAUGGGAAACUCCACCACUGCCGGUUAUAUGAUUCAGAUCAUGGUUUGAUUACUGCAGCACUGUUGUCAUUUCCUUUUUUUAGGUGGUUAAAGGUAGAGGAUGAACUUACAAUUAAAACAAAUAUCAUAGAUUAGGCAAAGAUUACAGGGUGAUAUUUAAAGUCAGUGUUUUGUACAGAGCUUGCUUGCUGUUUCAAAGAAAUGAAAUUGUU
Molecule: messenger RNA, 2154 nt
Organism: Durio zibethinus
Lineage: Eukaryota; Viridiplantae; Streptophyta; Magnoliopsida; Malvales; Malvaceae
Source: RefSeq, a predicted model, not a curated record